Molecule: messenger RNA, 474 nt
Organism: Styela clava
Lineage: Eukaryota; Metazoa; Chordata; Ascidiacea; Stolidobranchia; Styelidae
Source: RefSeq, a predicted model, not a curated record
AUGAACGCGUUUGGAAUAUCAUCACUCUAUAUCAUUACGUCAAUAAUACUUGGAGUCUCAAACGCACAAAUUCCAUGGACAACAAAAUGUGUGAAUCAGUAUGAACUGACUUUUUUCAAUGAUACCCGGAAGAAUUACGAUGGAGCAAAAGCUGCCUGCGAAUCACUGAGAGGAUACUUGGCAAAAGUUGAUAAUGAAAGAAUGACGUAUGUCAUCAAUGCAACUUUCGAACUCGAUGAUUCAAUUAAUACCUACUUUAUAGGAGGUAACGACAGAACUACAGAAGGAUAUUGGAAAUGGCAGGAUGGUACUGACGUGAACAUGAGAGAAGGAGUAGGAUAUCAAAACUGGAGACACGGUCAGCCAAACAAUUAUGGUGCUGGGGAAGAUUGUUUGAUGGUGGGAAUAAACACUUACCAUUGGGUUGACAGCAGAUGUGGGGAUAAACUAUUUUACAUUUGUCAAUCAGGUUAA